CUUCUUGGGAGCUGAGUUCCAUUUUGUCGAGCGAGUGAGCCACAUUCUCCAGUCCGGUAGGUGGCGGUAAUGCAUGUGAACGCUGGUUGCCAAACGCCAUUCUCAUCAAAUAAGAAGAAAAAGGAGGGGGGGGGCAUAGAAAAAGAAGCUAAUUUCUCCCAGUUUUUAAGCGUAUUAAAGAUGGAUUUGGAUUCUAUGAAAUAUGGGGAGCUACGUGGUCUAGCAAAACAUCUGGGUCUGAAGGCUAAUAUGAAGGCUGACAGGUUGUUGGAAGCCAUUAAAAAGCAUUUUGAGCAACAAAGGAGCACUGAGGAAGAUAAGGUAGAAGAGACGAAGGCUGAUGGCACCGCUGAGGUGAAGGCAGACGAAUCCAAGGUGGUGGUUUGCAUGGCUUCAGACAAGAGCAGCCAAAUGCAGAGGGACAAGGAUGAAGCAGUAGGUCGUCAAGCAGUGAGCACAGAGCAACGAACUAACCUGAAGUUUCUGGUCCGGUUGGGGAAAAGUCCGUCCGAAGCACUGGGAUUGCUGCAGCAAGUGUACGGAGAUGAAACCAUGUCGCGCUCGCGUGUUUUCGAGUGGUGCAAGAGGUUCAAAGAGGGACGCGAGGACGUGGAAGACGACCCCAGGAGCGGAAGGCCUUCGACGAGCAGGACUGAGGCCAACAUCGAGCGCGUCAGACAGAUGCUGCGUGGCGAUCGUAGGUUGACAGUGCGGUUGAUCGCAAAUGAGCUGGGCAUGAACAGGGACAACGUCUGGAAGAUUAUCACUGAAGAUUUGGGCAUGCAGAAAGUCUGACACUUCCCUACUGAAUGAGAAUGAGUGAAUGAUUCCUUACGGAUGCAGUUGCCAUUCCCUUGCACUCCCUAAUCACUAUAUAGGGAUUUUUUUAGUGGACUUUGAUGAACUGUACUGAUGAAAAAUGUCAGGGAAAGCCUACCAGAACAUAUAAACUUUAUUUGGGAUUCAUCAGCGGCACUUUCAAUGUUGGCAGGUGUGUGCUGACUCCCAUUGAACCUAAAUUUGAAUGUGUUCAUUCUGAGCAGAGAUGGCGUUAUAACCCCAGUUAUAAUAGGGUGUUCACACUUUUGCAACUGCACUAUCUCAGUUGCUUGUUUUUACUUCCACCUCAAAAAGAUUUCAUUAAAAUUUUUCAAUCAAGUUGUACAUGCAAAUAGGUUACAAAGGUGGCAAAAGUUUUGAAAUGAUUAAUCUUGGUCUAUUUCACAGAAAAGAUGUUUUAUAUGGUUUUAUAAGAUGUUCAUUGCAUGUGCAAAAGCUUUUUUUGUGUUUUUUUUUUUUUUUUACUCUGUGGAUUAUUUCUAAUUGUUUUUUUUCUAUUGUGGAAGUUGUUCAUCAGUAAUAACUGGUGAACUGGUGAAGUCGCUGCAUUAAUUA
Messenger RNA from Phyllopteryx taeniolatus (common seadragon), 1395 nucleotides. RefSeq lists its product as uncharacterized. Lineage: Eukaryota; Metazoa; Chordata; Actinopteri; Syngnathiformes; Syngnathidae. The transcript has 4 exons. The coding region runs from base 70 to 795 and encodes 241 amino acids. The record is from RefSeq and is a predicted model, not a curated record.